AUGGGUAACGAGAACACUCACGUAGCCAAUGCAAGUCAAUGUGAAAUCUACAUCUUCUUCCAGUCAACUAAACUGCACGUUUCAGACAUAGCAAUUGGCGUCACUACUGACACUGGAACCACAGUUUCAGAGAAAGAUGUUGCAGGGCAUCUUAACGUUGGAACAAGCCUUAAUGUGAACCUGAAAUCAGAUACCAGGAUCCAGUUCUUGACGUGUCCUUCCAGGGAAUACACAAAAAUAUCUUUGCAGGGAGACCUGUAUACAACAAUCGUUUUAAAACAUCCAGGGCAAGAAGAUACUAUGUUGUGUAUGAAUUUCAUGAUUCCAUCAGAUCGUUCUAUCAUAGUCACUGAUAAAAUGAUCAAAUUUACAAAGUAUGGCUACUUGUGGAUGGAUGAAGCUGGCAAUUAUCACUAA
Molecule: messenger RNA, 417 nt
Organism: Pelobates cultripes (western spadefoot toad)
Lineage: Eukaryota; Metazoa; Chordata; Amphibia; Anura; Pelobatidae
Source: the annotation of a GenBank genome assembly